AUGACAUCAGCACAAACCUCGCCAGCACGCGCGACAGACGCGUCGGCAAAGCCUCGACCAAAGCUGCUAGCAGCUCUACGCAAACCUGCCGUGGAUUCUUCAGAGAGCGAAGCCGAAUCUGACAAUGAAGUGUCCGCAUCUGAAGACGAUGCGACGCCCACAAUCAGCGCAAAGCCAGUCACAACAGCACGCCCUCGACCGGAUAUCGAGCAGACUAAUGAGGAAGAAGAGAGCGAUGGGGAAGACGCAUACGAACUUAUGAAGAAACGACUAGCUGCCAAUAAGAACUCCUCAUCAUUAAAAUCGGCAGCUCCACAAGAAGCACAACAGGAAACGCCAAUUCUUGCUACAAUUGAAAGUAGCGAAGAUGAGGACGCGAUGCCUGUACGAGCGAACAUCCGCAAACCAGCCACAACCCGGACGAAGACAGCAAGCCUUCAAGCGUCUGCAUCACCAACCGUACGAUCACGACGAUCAUCGCCGGGGCUCUUUGUCACGCCAGACCCGUCACCAGCGAAGAAGCCAUCGCGACGAUCACCGAAUGCUGGUUCAGAGUCAGACGAAUCUUCACAUCCCCUGCACAAUGCCGAUCUGCAAGAGCGAGUGCGACGGAUUCGAGAGGAAAGACUGGCGAAGCAACAGGAGGAGGAAGCACAACAAACCAAGCCCAAGAAGAUUGCACGGCGGCCAGCGGAUCAGGGUUCAGGCACCGAGUCAGAUGGCGAGGGGGGUAGGCGGCUCACACAACAUGCUAAGCCAACUCGCAGGGCUGGCAAAAAGGCUAUGGAGGCGAUGGCGCGGGACCAGCAGCGCAUAAGCCGUAACAUGCAGCUUACCCACCAAGCCAAAACGAAGAAGCGCUUCACGACACAGGAUCUGUUCAAGAAGUUCAACUAUCAAGCGCCUGGCGCCGAAGUGGUAACCCUCCCCACACCAGAACCCAGCUCAGCAUUGGCAUCCUCUGACGCAGAGGCGAACCAGAUACAUGACACGCCGCCAACAAGUCCGCCCAGACAAAAUGCUCCGGACGAGAAGGAUAUUCCAUUAGAUCAACAAACUUCUAUUACAGCGGCAGACGACAAAGCACAAUCACCCGAGUCCGUCAAGCUCGACAAGGGUAAAGGGCGAGCACCUGAGUUUCAACAUCUGCCAGUGCAUCCUUGGAUGAAACAGACCGAGCCAGUGACUGUGGGCAAAGCUGUGGUAGAUAUUCACAAGGCUGCGGACAACGACAUGGUGGAGCUCUCUGAUUCGGAUGACGAUCUACAGGUAGAGAAGCCUAAGAGUAGAUUCCCUGUCUUUGAUCGGUUACCUACGAAGAAGGACCACGAGGCCGGAUCGCUAGUACAUCUUCGUGCUCUUGCUCAAUUGGUGAAAUCACCACCGAAGAGCAAGAAGGGACAGAAGAUAGUGACUCGUCUUGAGAUGGAGUUUUCGCUGGCCCAGAAGGCUCGCCAGCAAACGGCAAAAGCCAAAGAAGAGAGGAUAGCCGACCUGAUCAGGCGAGGCCAUAACCCCGAGACCGAAGAGGAGAGGGAGAAGCGCCAGGAAGAAAUCGACGACAUGGUGGCAAUGCUUGAGAAGCAAAGGCAAGAGGACCUUGAGCUAGCCAAGAUGGAGAGAAAGGAGGCGAAGAAAAACGGCGAGACCAUUGAUGAUCUCCCAUCCAGCGACGAGGACGACGGCGACUACGUUGGUAGUGAUGAGGAAGAUGCCAACCCGGGGGAGAACGAUGACCAGGAAGAUGCUGAACUCGUUCUCUCGGGCUCCGAAGAUGAGCAAAUCGAAGACGAUGGCGAAGACGAAGCAAGCAACCCAGAUGACGCGGAUCCUCUCAUCGAUGGAAUGGCUGACGAAGACGAUGAGCCAGCGGAGAAGGUACAAGCUCAACAAGACGAUACCGAUGCCGAUAUGGAUGACGACGACGCGGUUGCGCCAGUCCGCAGACAAAUGGUGAAUCGUGCUCGCAAUCGAGUCAUCGAUGAAGACGAUGAAGAUGGCGAUGCUGGGGUGCCUAGGCCUGCCACGCCCACUCAACCAGCAACUCAAAACGACGCAAUGGCCGCUUUUGGUUUUGGCAACGCCAACGCUGGAAUAGGGCUCACACAGAUGUUUGCAGGCACUAUGGCCGAGUUGGAGUCCGACUCACAGCCUGCUACCGCCGUUAACACUGAGCAAGAUUCUUUGGACUUCCUAAGGAACCUGCCUGAUACUCAACCUGGCGCAAACUUUAGCCAAGCUUCAGAAUUCCUGGUUCCCAACAGUCAGUCUCUGGUGUCUCCACAAAAGAAUGCACAGGCUGGUGAUGAGUCUCAGUUCAGCAUGGGAAUAGGCCAAGUAGUCAAUACCUCCCCACAGUUUUCGCGAACGCAGGUCGAGGACUUCGAGCCUACCCAGGAUGCAGGCUUCUCCUUCUCUCGGUCGCCAGCAGGCCUUGUCCUGCCCCCAUCCACAGUCGAUACCGUCAUGAUGCCCGUUGCUGAAUCACCGAUCAAGCAAAAGGGCAAGCUCCAGCGUGGACGACGAGGGGCAGCUGUUGAGCUCUCUGACGUUGAAGACGACCUAGUCGAUGCUGAGGAAGAGAGCGAGGACGACAUCCAACGCCCUCCUAAGCAUAGCAAGAAUGCUUUCAGGAAGAUGCAGCAAGAAGCCAAGAAGGCGAAGGCGGUCGAAGAGUUCAAUAAGAAGAAGAGCAUGGCAAGGGAGGCUGUCAUGGAGCAAGCCGAGGAGUCUGAAGAUGAGUAUGCUGGACUUGGAGGAGCCAGUGACGAUGAAGAGGGCGAGGAAGACGAAGACCUCAAGGACAUGAUCGACCACAACGAUGUCAAGGUUGACGAGCGCCAGAUUGCCGCUUUCUACGCUGACAAGACGAAGAAGGACGACGAGAAGCAACUUGCCGAGCUCUACAAGAAGAUGCAGAGGAAGGGCGGUCUGCGCAGGGCUGGCGGCUACGAUGGUAUCGACAUGUCCGAUUCCGAAGACGAGGCCGAGUUGCGCCAGCGAAAGAAGCGCGCUGCAUUCCAAAAGCAGACUCACGCCUUGUUGCAAGACCAGAAAGUCAAGGCACUCGCUGACGACGACAAGAAGAAGGCAUUCUUCAACACACUAGCUGAUUUUGCCGACGAGGGCGAGUACGACUACCUCAACAUGCCCGAGAAAGAGUUGGACACGAACGACUCGCAGUCUCAAGAGAAUGUCCAAAGUGACGACAUAGCCAUUCCAGAUUCACAGGCCCAGUCUCAAAACCUGUCAACGCCAAACAGUCCACUUAAGCGCAAGUCUCAAGACUCGCAAAAGGAGAACCGACCACCUCCGCACAUGCGCCGCACAGCCGCAUCCGACAGCCUCGCCCGCAAGCCUCUGACUGCGGAUGAUGUCAGAGACUCUAUCUCGGAGCUCAUUGAAGACCCACGCAUCGUGAUACCAGACUCGCAGCUCUCCGACGCCGAAGAUGACCAAGAAGCUGCCUUUGUCCCAGCGUCGCGGAAACCCAUCAUCGACCGUCUGACCCUGAGUCGGCAAUCUACAGUCGACGAAUCUGUAGGCGGAGACUCCAAUGUAGCCUUCCAUGCUCCAACUCGCUCUGCUGCAACGCCAGGAUUCCGCGUUCCUUCGCUCAUACGUCAGGCGACUAGUAAUCUAUCUGUCAGCAGCGAACGGUCAGCAAGCAACAGUACUCCGAAAGAGAGUGCUGUGCGGAGAGGUGGUACUGGAAGGAGUAACAUUCACGCUCAGGCACGAGAGGCAGAGCGAAGAGCGUUGCUGGAGAAGAAGGAGGGAAAGAGGAAGGAAGCACUCCGGAAGAAGGUGGAAGGUGGAAGGAAACAGGGUAUGAGGAGUGUACUCAGCGAUCUUAGCGGUGGGUUUGAGUGA
Messenger RNA from Alternaria burnsii, 3873 nucleotides. RefSeq names its product mrc1-like domain-containing protein. The record is from RefSeq and is a predicted model, not a curated record. The transcript has 2 exons. Gene Ontology annotation, biological process: mitotic DNA replication checkpoint signaling; activation of protein kinase activity; mitotic G2 DNA damage checkpoint signaling. Bases 1 to 3873 code for a protein of 1290 amino acids. Gene Ontology annotation, molecular function: anaphase-promoting complex binding. NCBI's taxonomy places the organism in Eukaryota, Fungi, Ascomycota, Dothideomycetes, Pleosporales, Pleosporaceae.